Molecule: messenger RNA, 3292 nt
Organism: Spodoptera frugiperda (fall armyworm)
Lineage: Eukaryota; Metazoa; Arthropoda; Insecta; Lepidoptera; Noctuidae
Product: ELMO domain-containing protein 2
Exons: 2
Coding region: 121-1062 (313 amino acids)
Molecular function (GO): GTPase activator activity
Source: RefSeq, a predicted model, not a curated record
GAUUUAUUUUAAAAAAAAUGUGUGGUCAUGACAACCGUGUGAAACCGAAACGAUCGAAAAAAUAUAAUUUCAAACUAUUCAUUACAUGCCGAAGUAUCUCGUGAUAAUAGUAUUGAAGAAAUGAUUGUGUUUAACUUAUGGUCAGUGUUACAAUGGUAUCUACGACCAUUUAUUAAAUGGUUUCUUAGAAAAACGACGAAGCUGUGUGAACUGCAGAGGAUUUGUUACGGUGACAAACCGGGUGCAGAAAGAACCCGUAAUGUGGAGAAAUCACUGAUGCAAUCUCGUACCAGAGAUGUGAAGGAAGUCGUUGCAUACUUAGACGGUGUGGUGUACGAGAAAAGAUUCAUACCUCGCUAUUUUCGUGAUAUUUUGGACCCCUCGAUUGGUAUCAUUCUGAGAGUAAAGAAAAUAAACCCAAAGCUUCAUGGUACGUUUGUGGUAUCAUUUCGACGAUGCUUGGAGCAAAUAUGGAGCUAUAGAAGUUUAGUAGAUCAAGUGGAACAGCUGAGACAGACUCAGUUUGAUAGCACUAAUGAUGAUCAUGAGGAUAAGUUGCUGCAGUUGUGGUCUUUGUUAGUGCCUGACACUCCUCUUGAAGCAAGAGUGACUAAACAGUGGCAGCAUAUAGGUUUCCAGGGUGAUGAUCCAAAAACAGACUUUCGUGGUAUGGGCCUCCUUGGUCUAGAGAACCUGUUAUAUUUUGCCACAGAGUAUCCACAAGUUUCCAGUCAUGUACUUAGCCAUUCCCUACAUCCAAGAUAUGGCUAUACAUAUGCUAUAGUUGGUAUAAAUAUCACUUCAAUGGCUUAUUAUUUACUGAAAGAUGGUUCUGCAAAGACUUAUAUGUUCAAUGCAAAACAAUAUUUGCCUAAUGUAAACUUAUUUCACAAAUUCUAUUGCUAUUUAUUCUACGAGUUUGAUAAAAUGUGGAUAGAAUCGAAACCAGCAAAUAUCAUGGAGUUCUCAGACAUUUUUAAGAAAUUUGAGAAUGCAGUGCGCAUUGAACUGGCAGACCCUGCUUCGGUGUUUAGGAUAAAUGUCGAAGUAGAUAAUGUAUAAUUUGUUCUGAUAGUAUUGUGUUAAAAAUACUAAGUUAAUUUAAUAAUUAGGUGUCAAUUAACUUAAAAUAAUGGUUUUCUCACAUAUUAUAUACAAAUAACUGAGAAUACUCUUCCUAAAGAACAGUCCGGCUGUGUCUCGAAACUAGUUAAAAGAGCUUUCCGCAGUAUUUAUGUGAGUAAACCAUUAUUUUUAGUUAAUUUAGUAUGUCUCACGAUAGUUACUAUAAAAUAAUCUAGAGAGAUGACACAAACAUUUUCGAGCUCAGUACAUAAGACUGAGUUAUAGUAAAAUGUGUGAUACUUAAUCGCCUUAUAGCCUUAUUUGCUUCAUAUUUUCUGAUGAUCAUUCACUUAUACUGAUGAUGAUUUCACGUAAGAAAUGUUUUCCCUGAUGAAUACACAUAACAGAAAUCAGCAUAGUAUUCUACUGUUUUAAAAGAGAUAAGAGAAAAAUAUUUUUUCUUUUUAAUGAAUGCUUGAUAGAUUUGUGGACCAUUAAUUAAGUCUAACAUAAUUAUUUAUAUUAAUAUUAUGUACAUACUUUCUGAUCUCUCCGUUCACUAACACCUCGAAACCAAUUAGUUUUAAUUAGUUAAAAUAGUGCAAUAUUUAGCAAAUUUUAUGUAUGUUUGAAGUACAUUAAGUACGGUUAGCUAUUUAUAUAAUGCGAAAAUUAUAUUAGAAAAGUUUAAAUACUUGAUGUUUAAGGUGAGCGUACACUGUGCCGAACGAGUUGAACUAAACGAAUUUGAAAAUAUAUGAAAUGUCAUAAAACCUCGCACACUUCCCUGCGUCAAAUCGUUAAGAACCCCCGAAAUUCUAGACAAAUUCGAAUGACUUCAUCAGAUUCGGCGCUAUUUAUGCGGUCUACUCGACUCAUGCGCUCGCAUUUUAUCAGUUGCGUUUGACGAGCGAGUGAGUUAUGUUUAAAAGAGUAGUAGAAAGAGUGCGACAGGCGUAAAGGAAAUAGAAACGAUUUUCUCCAUGCGGUCGAUUCUAGAUAUGCAAGGCCUCCAUGACUUCGAUUCGUUCGACGCGUUCAACUCGGAUAAGUGUGCGUUCACCUUUAAUUACAAUGGAUUUUUUAUUUACUACUUAUUUUCACCAAAAUGCAAUUAAUAUUUGUUGAAUUUUAGGUCAGCCUAUUUACAUCCUGAUGGUGCUGGCACCAGAAUAGAUUUUAAAUAAUAUUUGCACAAGGAAUUGAUAUUUUCAGUUGUAAGUACAUACAUACGUACUUGUACUUAACACACAUACACACACAGUACUUUAAUUAAAUGACUAUAAAGUUUCAUUUUAUUAAAUAUCUAUGUAUAUCCCAGUAAUAGCAAUAGGCUCACCCCCUAUUACAUGGGACUUAUAACACAAAUGAUUAAAGUGGGUGUACAUUGUAUAUCGGUAUUACGUGCCGUAAUGUGCACCUCUAUCAACCCCUUCGGGGAUAAAAGGCGUAACGUUGCAUCGUAAAUCAAAUAUAUUUUUCAAAAUGAGUGGAUGUAUGUGUACUUACUGUUACAUAACACACAGUAGUUUCCUAUUUUGAUAUUUAAUCUUUCCAUAUACAAGGUAUAUAAAGCUAAUGUAACUACAUACAUUGCUUAUGUCCAUGUUACAGAGUUGUUCACUCGUUUAAAUAUGUUGUAUGUUUAUCCAAGUGCACAUAAGCUGUAAGUAAGACACAUCUAUAGGUAGUUGUAUAUUUCACUAUCUUCCUAUUGUUAUUCGAAACUAGAAUACUCUGGUAAGAAGUAAUAUUGUUUUAAUAUUCAAUGUUUUACUGCCACACUCAGAGACAUUUAAUGAUUACUUAAACUAAAUUCCUUAGUAACGAUUUUGUUCUGAAAACAAUUACUAAGGAGUGGGAUAUAGUAACCAGUAAAUGAUUCUGAGUGCGGAGGUUAAUGUAUUUUUUAUUAGACACACAACUGUUUUUUAGCCAAUAAUGUUUAUGUAAAAGAGAGUUUAAACAUCACAAUUAGAUAUAUUAUUUAUGCAAAACUCCAUGUUAUUGAAUGUAUUGAAUUAGUUUAUCAAUGUUCACUUUAUGCAAGAUUGAUACUGCUAUAUGUAGGGCAAGGAUGUUGAAUUAUUUAUAUCAUGUUUAUUAUAGAUCUUAUUGCAAUAAUUUAACUAUAGGUACAGAUAUGAGUGUUGUUUGUGGCUUUUGCUAUUUAUUUAUUUAUUUAUUAAGGAAAUGCACGGGAAAUAAAAAUAACUAAUGAACUCAA